This is a messenger RNA of Ambispora gerdemannii, 1140 nucleotides long. NCBI's taxonomy places the organism in Eukaryota, Fungi, Glomeromycota, Glomeromycetes, Archaeosporales, Ambisporaceae. The record is from the annotation of a GenBank genome assembly.
AUGAAUGUUCUUUUAUCAUUUUCUCGACGAUCGCGCAAAAAUUUAAAACGCAUUUAUGCCCAUGCAACAUUAAGUGUAAGGUAUAAAACCAUCGCAUCCAAUGUAUCUGUUUGGUCGGAUGAACGGACUAAAAAACUGAUAAAUGCAAUAAAUAAGCAUGGAAAAAAUUGGCAAUUGAUUCAAAAAAAAUAUUUCCCUGAUAGAACUGACGAUUAUCUCUAUCGAAAAUGGAUUAACGAAACACGCAAUGAGAGAUUGGCAGUCACGAAAAAAAGAUGGACAAAAGAAGAGUUGGAUUUGCUUAAGGAUGGCGUAGAAAGAUUUGGAAAUAGGUGGAGCUUAAUUCAAAAGACCUAUUUUCCUAAUAAAAACCCAGGAUCUCUCUGUAAAAAAUGGCGUCAGUAUGAUCCAGAUAAUUCAUUAAUGUUUGCUAGUGAAAAAUGGACGAAAGAAGAGUUGGAUUUGCUUAAGGAUGGAGUAAAAAGAUUUGGAAAUAGGUGGAGCUUGAUUCAAAAGACCUUUCUUCCUAAUAAAAAACCAGGAUCUCUCUGUAGAAAAUGGCGUCAGUGUGAUCCAAAUGAUUUAUUAAUGCUUGCUAGUGAAAAAUGGACGAAAGAAGAAUUAAAUUUCAUUAAGGGUGGGGCAGAACAAUCCGGACGAAGUUGGAAUUUGGCUCUAAAUCCUUACUUUUCGACAGUGACGUCUUUGGCCCUUUUCAAAAAGUGGUCUAAAUUGAUAACAAAUAACAGUUUGAGACGGAUAGAAGUUAAUCUGCAUCAAAUUGGAGUAAAUAGAUUCGUACGGAGAUGGAGCCAGCUACAAAAAACUUAUUUUCCUGAGAAAACUUUGAAAGCUCUCUAUGUCAAGUUUUACCAAUCAACGCGCAUUAACAAAAUAAUUUUAGAAAAGAUUCAUGCACAAAGAUGGACAGAAGAAGUAAAUAUGCUAAAAAAAGGUGCGGAAGAACUCGGACGAAAUUUGAAUUCGAUUCAAACAUACCUUUCCAAAAAGAAAUAUUUAGCCCAUUACCAAAAGUGGCUUAGAAUUAAACAAAAAAAAGUUCCGAAUUCAAUAGCGAGUAAAGAAUUAAGUCAAAGAUUUUUGGCAAAGAUAGAGCAUUUAAAGGCUUCAAGUGGUUAG